AUGGGUCGGAAUGGUACAGUGGCGCUGCAAACAAAAAAGGAGAUGAAGAAGAAGAUGGAGCUUCGGAUACAAGUGACAAGCAUCGGAUCGUCUUACGAGCUGACCGCAAUGGCCUCGUCCAUGUACUGUGCAAGGGAGAUGAAAGCUCUGCCUCUGAUUGUGUGCAAUUAUUGCUUCAAAGCGUUCACCAGAAAGCGGGAUAUGAUUUGGCACAUGGUAUACCGUUUGUCGAAACAUUAGGGAAACAAUUAUCUGCAGAAGGAUCAGUGCUCGCGAGUUAUUCCCGGAACCCUCAUUUAUCAGUACAAAGAGCUUAGCGUCUAUGAAGUGGAUCCUUCUAAAUAUAGGUAGAGGCCGUGGUCGCUUCUGAACGUCUAAAAUUGUUCAGGUUUUAGAGAAUUCUGUGAGGCACUGGCUACAUUCGGCAAAUUGUUCUUCACUGCGGAGUUUGAUUUCAACACGGUACACAAUAUAAUGUUUUAUGUGCUCACAAGAAGAAACGACACUAUAAAUAAAACGUUGGGAUACUUUACAAAGGUCAGUCGUGGAUUACUGCAGUUCUGUUGAGUUUCGUCUUUUAGGAUAAAUUGAACACAAAUCACAAUCCAAUUGGAGGAAUCGUUAUUUUUCCACAGUUCUGGCAUGAGGGUUACGGUCGUUUCUUAAUAGAACUCAGUCGGUUGUUCCUAUUUCUGUUUAAAUCCGCCUUUUUUUGAUUUGAGGUCUCCGAAUGUCAGUGAUUCAGAGGUUUAUCGGAUUCCCGGGAUGUCCGUGGGUUGCAAGAUUCCGCAAAGCAUUUGCUAGACACGUACGGUUUGCGAUCUGCCGAUAUUUCAGAGAAAACGAAGAGUUCUACAAAACGGAAACCUAUUUCCAGAUCAUGAGUGCGUUUAUCUUCUCGUUUGCCACAUUUUGCGUCUUUUUCAGCUAUAUCGAAGAUAACUGGAAUUCAUCCAUUCCACGUCACCGAGUUCUUCAGUGCCGAAGAGUGGCUGAUCAUCCAAAACGGGUAUGCGGAUUGAGUCAGCACUGCUAACGAACUCUUCGUUUUAAGACGAGUGGUGUCUCUUCAAGUGGACUUGGACUACGUUACCGAGGUGGAAAGAAAACUUCUCCAAAGCGGCAAGUACAUUAAGUUGAAGAAGAAGAGAUUCCAAGUGAGCACACGCUAAAUUGGCAGCCGUCUCUCGAUCGCAAAUCAUUUUCAUUUUCAGUGGACGCCGUCUGAGUGCUCUCCAAUUAACAAGCUCUUUGUUCUAACUCAAGAAGCUCCGAAGCUAAUGUUUAUUUUUCCGGAGACUACACAAAAAGUGGUUAAGGAAAUUGAGAACAGGACACGGGAUAUGCAACUUGGACCGAUUCGUCUUGCGAUCAGGACAAGUGACAGCGGAUUCUCAACACCCGCGGGUUUUGUUGAAGAUUUGCUGUCUGGAGGUUCGACGUCGGCUUCUGAAGAAGAUUUGCCAUUGGAGGAAACUAUUGAGACGGUUGAAAAGCGGCUGAAGAGGUUGUGCUGCACGUGCGAUCAGCCAGGACCGUCGAGUGCGCCACCCUGUGCGUUUCACUUUGACGGUGUCGCUGAUGAGUAA
This is a messenger RNA of Caenorhabditis sp. 36 PRJEB53466, 1589 nucleotides long. Lineage: Eukaryota; Metazoa; Nematoda; Chromadorea; Rhabditida; Rhabditidae. The record is from the annotation of a GenBank genome assembly.